AUGCCGCCAAAAAGAAGAUCCAGGGCCAAGAAAUCGACAGCUGACGACGGAAAGGACUCCGGAAGCACCUCGGCGCUUGAGAUCGGGUCCACCGUGAAAAAAGUGGUCCAUGACGAGACAGCAAUUGAAGAGCUCGAGGUGCCAGGUUCCGUGUCUUCGGAUGUCACCAAGGCCGGUGAGAUCAUGCAAAAGCGCGAACGGUCCCGGGCAAAGGCGAUUGUGAUGACCAAACGGUUUACUUUCGUGUUUGGAAUCCUGUUUGGAGUUGUUGCUGCUCUAUAUGUCGGCUCCAAAACUGUCAGUCAGACCGACCUCUUCCCGGAGUUCGACUUUGACUCAGUGCUCAAGUUCGAGUCGAUCAGCGCCUACUUUGACGACUGGAAAGAUGUUCUGCCCAGUUCCAUUCAAAGUCUGCUGGAUGAAACUGAGAAGGAAGAACUGCACGAUCCAAGUGAAUCUUUUGCAAUCGGUAAGCUAUUGAAAAAGGAAGGAAUCGAGUCCAAGCAUCCGGUCAUUAUGGUUCCAGGAGUCAUCAGUACUGGAAUCGAGAGCUGGGGACUCGAAGGAACCGACAAUUGUAAGAGCGAGCCCCAUUUCAGAAAAAGACUCUGGGGAUCAUUCUACAUGAUUAGAACAAUGUUUUUGGAUAAGGCCUGUUGGCUCAAGCACAUCAUGCUGGAUCCAGAAACCGGACUUGACCCACCGGGUAUCAAGCUCAGAGCAGCUCAGGGCUUUGAAGCAGCAGACUUCUUUAUGGCCGGCUACUGGAUCUGGAACAAAGUGUUCCAGAACUUGGCUGUUAUUGGGUACGGUCCUGAUAACAUGUUCAGCGCAGCGUACGACUGGAGACUGAGCUACUUGGACCUCGAACGUCGUGACAACUAUUUCUCGAAACUCAAGUCCCAGAUCGAGCUGAGCAAGCACUUGAGCGGCGAAAAGACCGUGCUUUAUGGACACUCUAUGGGUGCACAGGUUAUUUUCUACUUUUUGAAAUGGGUGGAGGCAGAGGGCCCGCAUUUCGGAAACGGAGGUCGCAACUGGGUCAAUGACCAUAUCGAGGCCUUUGUGGACAUCUCUGGGUGUCUUCUGGGAACACCAAAGGCCAUUGUUGCUCUGCUAUCUGGAGAAAUGAAGGACACUGUUCAACUGAAUGCUUUAGCUGUUCAAGGAUUAGAGAAGCUCUUCUCCAGAAGAGAAAGACUCGAUAUGCUGAAGUCGUUCGGAGGAGUUGCCAGUAUGAUUCCAAAAGGUGGAGACCUGAUCUGGGGAACGCUUGACUCUGCUCCAGACGAUAAUUUUGCCGGAGACAGUCAAAAGUACAACCAGACGAUGGGUAAGUUUAUCCGGUUUGUUGAGGAAGUUGGCAGCUACUCCAGACAGAAUCUCACUGUGGCCGAGUCUAUCAACUUUCUGUUAGACCAAGGACCGGACUGGUUCACCAGAAGAACGUUGGAGCACUAUUCUACCGGUGUUGCCAAAUCCAAGAAAGAGCUAGCUGAAAACGAGAAACAGUUCAACAAAUGGAUCAACCCGCUGGAGGUGCCUCUUCCCAACGCCCCAGACAUGAAGAUCUUCUGUUUCUACGGAGUUGGAAACCCUACGGAGCGCGCGUACAACUACAGAGAGGAGCUGGACAAGGGUAUUUCCAAGCUGAAUGUGUCGAUCGACACGGACAACAAGCACAGCGUUCUUCUGUCUGAUGGAGACGGCACGGUUUCGCUAAUGACGCACGCGAUGUGCCACAAGUGGGCGCAGGAGGGCGACAACAUGUUCAACCCGGGCAACUCCAAGGUGACUAUUGUGGAGAUGAAGCACGAGCCCGACAGAUUUGACAUUCGAGGCGGUGCAAAGACCGCGGAGCAUGUUGAUAUUUUGGGCAGUGCAGAGCUGAACGAGCUGGUUUUACGUGUUGCAAGCGGGAACGGCGACACGAUCAACAGUACGUUUGUGACGUCGCUACGAGAAGUCGUGAACGGGCUGGAUUUAUAG
Molecule: messenger RNA, 1989 nt
Organism: Ogataea philodendri
Lineage: Eukaryota; Fungi; Ascomycota; Pichiomycetes; Pichiales; Pichiaceae
Exons: 1
Coding region: 1-1989 (662 amino acids)
Biological process (GO): triglyceride biosynthetic process; lipid storage
Cellular component (GO): cytoplasm; perinuclear endoplasmic reticulum
Molecular function (GO): phospholipid:diacylglycerol acyltransferase activity
Source: RefSeq, a predicted model, not a curated record